Molecule: messenger RNA, 2350 nt
Organism: Poecilia latipinna (sailfin molly)
Lineage: Eukaryota; Metazoa; Chordata; Actinopteri; Cyprinodontiformes; Poeciliidae
Gene: ipcef1
Product: interaction protein for cytohesin exchange factors 1
Exons: 11
Coding region: 747-2123 (458 amino acids)
Source: RefSeq, a predicted model, not a curated record
UAGGGUUUGAUUCUCAAGCCAUAAUCAUGUGGUUAUGCAUUUUUAGCUUGUGCACUUUUUUUUUCUAUCAUGCUUUUCCUUCCGCUCAACUUUCCACCAAUAUGCUUGAAAUACUUCAGCCGUCUGCUUGACAGCUAUCACAGUCAAAUCUUUUAAUGAUUGUGUAGUCCAUGAAAUUUUAAUAAAAUCUUACUUUUUUAUUAGGCCUGGGCACUAAAUUUCGGGGUUUAAUUUGCUGUAAGCCACAACGAUCAAAAUGAACAGUGACAGGGACUCUUAAAAUAGAUCACCAUAAUGCAUGAGUUCUGUGUUGUUGUUUUUUUUUAAAUUGUAUACAGGUUUCAUAAUUUUAUUCCAAUUGACUGAGAUCCACCUGUAGUUUUGGAAAAUCUGCGUCACAGAGAUUUUGUAAAUUCUCGGAAAACGUAGAAGCAGAGUGGGGCGUCAUGACGGGGUUUUCAACUAUGAAAAGGGUUAAACUUGUUAGCUGGAGGUGUUUGUUCAUUGUGGGAGCUUUUUAACUUCACAAAUGAGGAACUUAAGAGCACAGAGGAAGUUGGCCAAUAAUUGCAGGCUAGGUUUCUCAAUGCAGCCCUGUUUUUUUAGGAUGUUCAACAGCAAAACUGAACAUGUUAUGCACGCUCCCCCCUGAGAAAAUGAGCUUUUGCACCCAGAGACCGAAAAGGAGUUCUGUCUGUGCUGCUCGGAUUCCGUAUUACUUACUUUAUCUGUGUGUCACAGCGUGAAUGAAACUGCUGACAGUGGACAUCUUUGCACAAGCUGCUGCCUUCCCUCUGUCUGUGAAUCCUUCGAUGGCUGCUGAUGACUAUAAUCCUGUCUCCCUGAGGCACAAGUCGAAGAAGAAGCACCGAGGGGGCAAUGGUACCAUGAGUAGAAGACGAAUCUCCGUCAAAGAGCUCGGUCAACCGGACCACCAGGGCUGGCUUUACAGGAAGAAAGAGACCAAGGGUUUCCUGGGAAUCAAAUGGAAGAAGUACUGGUUUGUCCUUAAGAAGACUGCGCUCUACUGGUACACCAACCAGUUGGCGGAGAAAGCGGAGGGCUACAUUGACCUCGCAAACUUCAUGAUAGAUGUAGCCAUCGAGUGCAAGAAGAAGCAUGCAUUCAAAGCCUGCCACCCUCAAGUCAUGAUGUUUUAUUUUGCUGCCGAGAACCACGAGGACAUGAAUCUCUGGUUGAACAAGCUCGGGCUGGCCUCCAUUCAUUAUGAGCAAACGGAUCAAACCACAGCAGCUGAGUGUUACAGUGAAGAAAGCGAUCACGAAGAAGCAGAAAGCACAGAGAUCCCCCCUCCGCCGUACUCGGAGCAGACCCUACGGAACUCUGUGGAUGCAUCUAAUCCACCUGGGAGCACGCAUCAGGGUACUGUUCCACCACCAUAUUCUUCCACAGCUCCUGCAGAAGCCAGCGAUUCGCUCUCCUCCCCCGUCAGUACGAUGACGUCGCAGAGCUCCGCCUCUUCGCUCGCUAAGCAACGGCAGUCCUGGAUGGACCUUGUCUCAGAGGCGUCCUCUACUCCAGCCGGGGAGACGGCAGUGGUGUGCUCGGUCCAGGUCCACGCUCAACGACCGCCACAAGGGAGAACGGAAGUGGUGACGGUGUCGGAAAGCUCGGUUCCUCAGAGCUCCACAGACUCAAAUGGGUCCAACAAAGAGACCCCAGCAGCUCACGGGGAGGAGCAGAGGGACGUUUUAGGUCCUCAAAGUGCAGGCAAUCGUGGGAGUAGCUCUGAUGAGAUGGAAAAGCUGUACAUUCAUCUAAAGGAGGCCAGCCUUUCACCAAUAGGGGAUCGGAAACCGUCCACAAAAAGGGAAUUCAGGGCUUCUUUUGUUAAACGCUGUAAAAACCAGACCGUUAACGAUAAGCUACACCAUAUCAGGGCGCUCAAUAGCACGCUAAAGUCUAAGGAGGCGGACUUGCAGGCAAUAGAGCAGGUGCUGUCUGACCCAGAGCUUACCUCAGACAAGUUCAGAGAGUGGAAGGAAGCCAACAUGCCAUUGAUGGUGGAGAUCUGUGUCAAAGACGACCACAAGGGGGCGCCAGAGGCUGUGACAGCUGCAGCAUCAGUCACUCCUGCCCCUGUUGCAGAGACCAGUUUAUAAGAAGUCACCGUGACUUAGUUUACUGUGUUUGGACUUGGUCCUCAUGAUUACAUACACUCACUGCUGUUAUUUAGUCAGAUGACACUUCAGUUCCAUGUAAGCGCAUAUUUAACUGCUGUUUAACAUGCAUCUGUAAAGUGUUUUUUUUUUGUUUUGUUUUGUUUGUUUUGUUUUGUUUUUUUCGUUUUAGGUUUCAUAUUGACUCGGAAACAUGAGCAAUACACAUG